This is a messenger RNA of Leucoraja erinaceus (little skate), 3071 nucleotides long. Its product is annotated as interferon-induced protein with tetratricopeptide repeats 5-like. The record is from RefSeq and is a predicted model, not a curated record. Gene Ontology annotation, biological process: defense response to virus. The transcript has 4 exons. NCBI's taxonomy places the organism in Eukaryota, Metazoa, Chordata, Chondrichthyes, Rajiformes, Rajidae. The coding region runs from base 583 to 2022 and encodes 479 amino acids. Gene Ontology annotation, molecular function: protein binding. Gene Ontology annotation, cellular component: cytosol.
CUUAUAUCUUUGGACAAGAUGGCGGAAAGGUUCCCCAUCUGAAACGUCGCUCAUUCCUUCUCUCCAGAGACGCUGCCUGUCCCGCUGAGUUACUCCAGCAUCUUGUGUCUAUCUUUGGUCAAGGGGGAGGGGUCACCAUCCACCACCUCCUGCCUCAUCUCCAUUUCCCCUCCAAAUCCCCUUCCAUCUCCUCUCCCCUUUCCAUCUCCCCUCUCCCCAUCUAGCCUCUCCCCAUCUCCCCUCACACAUCUCUCCCCACACUUCUCCACCUUCACCAUCUCACCCUCACCACAGAAGGUACACGGACAAGAUGGAGUUACAGAUGAAGCAGCAGGACACCAGAAGCCUGUGGCAGGGGCUACGGAUUGUAACCAACUACCGAAGCACCGCUCCCUCAUCCGCAUGUGCCAGCACCUCCCUAGCUGACGACCUGAACUCCUUCUACGCUCGUUUCGAGAGGGGCAACACCACUCCAGGGUGUGGACUGUCUGGACUCAUCCCAAUCAAUGGACUAUAAAAACACCACACACUGUCUCUGGUCCAGCCAUUUCUCGGAAGGAAGACGGAAUCCUGAACAGCAGCAUGAGCGACACACUGAGGGAGUCGUUGUUGGUGAAGCUCGGCCAGCUUCAGUGCCACUUCACGUGGAAGCUAAGGAUGAACAACAGUGACCUGGACGACGUGAAGCAGAGGUUGCAGGAUUCGAUUAUCAUCGGCGGGAAUCACCAAGGCGUGCCGCACAACCAGCUGGCUUACAUCAACUACCUGCAGGGCAACUACGAAGAAGCUCUCCGUGACUUAGAGGAGGCGGAGAGACGUCUGAGGGAGAUCCACGGGGAUGGAUUUGAGAGGAGGAGCAUCGUCACGCAUGGCAACCGGGCCUGGUUGCAUUACCACAUGGGGCAACUCAGCGAGGCCCAGUCCUACCUCGACAAGCUGGAGGUGAUGUGUGGCCCCCUCACACAGGGCCCGCACGACACGGCAAUGGUGCCCGAGGUGUGGGGGGAGAAAGGGUGGUCUUUGCUGAGCUCCCACUCUCAGUGCUGUGAGGAGGCGAAGGAAUGUUUCGCCAGGGCUCUGGAGGAAGAUCCCGACAACACGGAGUGGAACAUGGGCUACGCCACCGCUCUGUUCCGUCUGGCACCGAGUUCCGGGAUCCCGGAAAACCCCGAAGUGAGUCCGUCGGUGAGACAGCUGAGACGGGUGCUGGAGCUCGAUCCGGGUGCAUCUGUGGCCAGGGUGAUGCUGGCCCUCAGGCUCCAAGAGUUCCAGCAAAAGGCAGAAGCGAAUGAAUUGGUUAAAGAAGCGUUGCGGACAAGCCCAGAUUCUCCAUAUGUGCUCCGCUAUGCAGCAAAGUUUUACAGGAAACAGCACGAUGCUGAUAAAGCGAUAGAGGUGUUGAAGAAAGCCUUAGAAUUCACUCCGCGCUCUUCCAUCUUGCACCAUCAAAUGGGUAUCUGCUACAGGAAAAAACUAUUGAAUCUGACUAAAAAUAAAGGCAGUCGAGACCCAGUCAUGGAGGCUGAGUUGAUCAGCCGUUGCAAGCACCAUUUUGGAACGGCAUUUCAACUGAGGCCAUCGGAUGUAUUUGCAAAGCUGGAUUUUGCCAGCAUCUGCUUAAUGAAUGGUGAAUCAGACAGGGCGGAGGAGAUAUACAACGACCUCCGGAGUUUAGAGGAUAUUGCUCCAGAUGAAAAGCAGGCAAUAGAGUUACAGCUUGGAUUAUAUGAACUGUAUCACACCAAAUCUGAAUCAAACGCCAUCCACCAUUUUAUGGAAGGCCUUAAAAUCCAGCGCGGCACGAAACAAGGGAAAAUUUGUUACACUAAGUUGGAGAAGAUUGCAAGAAGGCAAAUUACCAGGAACCCGUACAACAGCAGAGCCUGGGGUAUCCUGGGGUUUCUUCACCGAGAAGCCGGGGAGAAUUCUGAAGCUGUUGAAUGCUAUGAAAAGGCCUUGCGGUGGGAUCGUGGCAACGAAGAAUAUCUCAGCGCUCUUCGUGAAUUGCGCCCUUCUACUUAGGCUGGAGAUACCAGGACCAGGAGGUUUGGUGCCCGUUUCUCUGACUGAUCUACAGUGAUCCCAUCUCUCAACAAACCUUCACAUUCAACCAGAGGUGGAUCAGAGCUGCGUUGUGGAGGAUGUGACGCCAUUUCACGUGCGUCCGAUGCGAUGGUCAGAAUAGAGGCACCAGCAGUGAUUUCCCAGCCCGUUACUCAAUGGUCACAAAUUCACCUGGACGUUAAUUGUUUGUCCACUAAAUUCUGGAGUUAAAAGUUUAGGAUUAAGUUUAUUGUUGCCACGUGUACUAAGAUACACUGAAAAGCUUUGUUUUGCUUCCUAUCCAAACAGAUCAGAGAAUACUGUACAUAAGUACAGCCGUUAAACUCAAGUACAAUAGAUAGAGCAAAGGGGAGAUUAGUUCAGUUUAGUUCAUGGUCACGUGUACUGUUAAAGGUUUAGGAUUAAGGUUUAUGUUCAUUAUUGUCACGUAUACCGGGGGACAAUGCAGAGCUUUGUGUUGCAUGCUAUCGAAAUAUAUCCGAGGCUUAAGGUGAGGUGGGGGGGGGAGGGAGUUAAUGAGAACCUGAGGGGUGCAAAACUAUAAAAGAGGGAGUUAGAACUGAUUUUUGUGUGAGAAGCACCAUCGAUGAUGUGCAAUCUGAUUUAGUUUCUAGGAUAUAAUGCCGACAAUUACGAGUUUCAACUUUUUUGUUUAAAACGUUAUGAACAUUGGGGCACGUUUCAUGAUCAAUAUUGUUUAACAUUCUGUAAUAUCAGAGUUUGUGCAUUAAAGUAAUGAAUAAAUCACUCAUAAAAUGCGACAAUUCUAGUGCAUCAUUACGCGUCAACGGUGCAGUCUAAGUGGUUUUCUUGGUCCACACUAAGGUGAACAGGAUCAGCUCCAGGGGAUUCAAGGGGCUACACGGUUGGGUAGCAGUAAUGUUGCUGCCUUACAGCGUCAGAGACCCGGGUUUGAUCCUGACUACGGGUGCUGACUGUACGGAGUUUGUACGUUCUCUCAGUGACCGUGUGGGUUUUCUCUGGGUGCUCCGGUUUCCUCCCACACU